Parnassius mnemosyne (clouded apollo) is the source of this 4171-nucleotide messenger RNA. The record is from the annotation of a GenBank genome assembly. Lineage: Eukaryota; Metazoa; Arthropoda; Insecta; Lepidoptera; Papilionidae.
AGUAAAAAAAGUAAAAUUUAAAUGAUGUAAAUUUUAAAUAUAAUUUUAGGGAAAAGUUUUACAUAUAGCUUGUUACAUAUUUCUUUAUCUAUUAUACCAAUAUAAACAAAGAGUUUUGUUUAUAUUCCUAUAAAUGAGUAGUAGUUUAAUUAGAGUAAACCAGUGCAGAGAAGUGAACCUGUAGGUAUAAUAAGGGAUAUACCUGAGUAACGUAAAAAUCCUUACAAAAACAAAAUACUAUAGUUAUUGAAAAUGAUACACGAUGCCUUAUUAGUUUUAUGGGAUUGUACGCGAGUAAAUGAAAUGUUACAGAUUGAACCGACUCUUUACGCCAAUCAAGGAGAUCCAGAAAUUUAUAGUAGAAUUUGUGCUAUUUCAAGAAGUCAUCAUAAAAUUCAGAAUUUUAUUGCGGCCACAUCCUUCAAUUAUCGGAAAACACACACAGGUGCUAAAACAUUUGGAUUGUAUGGCCAAGCUCUAAGUGAGGGUAUUACAGAAAUUUUACAAUCAUAUAAGAAAACUUUAUUAGAGGUGGAAAGCUUAAUUAUUGGAAAUACGGACUAUACACUGUCAUUUGUGUACAGCUAUGUAGAAAAGUUCCAAGGACUAUUUAAUACUAUCAACAGAAUUAUUACUACCAUUAAAGAAAGAAGACUAACUGGUUGUCAAAUUUUAAGUUUAACUCAUCAACACAUAUUAAAUGGAAAUGAAGUGGUCCAUAAUGCAAUUGUAAGGUAGGCAAAUUACAUAUUUUAAUAAGUAAUUAGAAAUAGAUUUAAUAAAAGUAAAAUGGUAAUUAAAAUAACUAUGACUUUUUUUGUAACUUUGUCAAAAAUAUGAAAGCAUCUAUCAAGUAAUCUGCGACAGAUAUAAGGGUAACUUCUUGGAUUUUUAAGUAAAAAUAUCACAAUAAUUGUCACAAUAAACAUUAUAAAACAGCACAAGCUCAUUGUUUAGUUUGUACACAAAAUAAAGGGUCUUAAAAAGAUUAAUAUUCUUAAUUAUGAUUUUUAUUUUUGUUCUGCAUUUUACUUGUAAUUUUUCCCCGUAAUUGAAUAUUUCCGCACCAGUAUGACUGCUCUAUCGCCCUGUAUACUAAGACUGUGGUCUUUGUUUCAUCAAGGUUAUACAGACUUCUUAAAGCCUUAAGCUGGAAUAAAAGAACUCAAUUAAGAAAAAGAUAAAAUUAAAUGUUAUUGUGUAUAUUUAUAUGUUACUAGUUUUUCUAAUUAAUGUAAUUAAAAUUGUAUUUUUUUUCGAACGCCGAGUAAAGCUUGUUUGCUCAGGUACUGUAUAGUAAAUAAUAGUUAGUCAACUCGGUUGCCACAAAGAAUAGGGUGUGGUAUGAACACAUAACAGAAAAAACACAUAGUUCUGUUCUGUGGGUAUGAUGGAAAGCGAAACCCUCCUCUCUCGAACGUUAACCAGAAAGCUUGGGUAAUUCCAGUACAGAAGAAAUAAAAAGUCUAGGAUUACGACUUUAUUUUUUUUCUUCUGGCAUUAUACCCGUCCAUACCAUAAAUAAAUUGGAUACCUACACUUAAGUUUAAUCAACUGCAUUUGGCUGCACCUAUUUGUUGCCACACUUUCCACACUUUAACUAUAACACAGGCAUAAUAAAAAGUUUCUAUUUUAAGAUGAAAUUUAAUUUGGAAAAUAUAUGCAGUAUGUACAUAGAACAUGGUUUUUGAUAUUUAAUAUUUAUUAUUUUUGCUAAAUCAUGUUAAUUUUCUUGAUUUUUCACUUAUUUUACUCCCUUUUCAUUUCCAGGCCUUUUUUUUAACAAUAUCAGUUACAGUUGCUAAACCCAAGUUACUAGUAACCACUGAAGUUGGUAUCUACAUGUACGCAUGACGUGGUAGAGCAUACAUUCAGACGUGGUAGAGCCAUGCUACAGCUAUAUUAGUAGUAUAGUUGUAGCACGAAUGGGUUGGCUCGACCGGGGAAGGACCACACUCACAGAAUACCAGCGUCAAAUAGCAGCUUGAUGCUGCUGUGUUUUGUAUGGUGAGUGUAGAGAACCGGAGCCCCUUUUUACUGGAAAUGAGGCAUUCCAUCUUAGUCCUCAAGGGUGACAACGCAUCUGCAUUUUGAUUUGCAAACGAGGAUAGAUGUAGAUGUCUAUGGGCCACAGCAACCACUUACCAUCAGGUGGACUGUGUGCUCGUUUGUCACCCUGUCUUAUAAAGAAACAUCAUAGGAUAUAAAUAAAAUUGAAGUGUGUGUCUGUAAUAUUGAAAUAACUGGCUUCUAUUAAGAUCAGGGGAUUAUUUGAAUGCUAUGGAGACAUAAAUAACUAUUUUUUAUAUUGUUGUCUGUCUGUCUGUCAGGACUAAUCUUCGGAAUGGCUGAACAGAUUGUAAUCACGAAGUUACGAAAAGAUAGAAAGCAAUACAAUACCAAGAGAUAUCUAUGCUAUAGUUUAACUGAAAAAACAGGAUGAAAGUUGUUUUUUUGAAUAAUAUUAAAAAUUAAUGGUAUUAAUUUCAUUAAAAUAUAUCUUUAUCUUAUCCAGGCGAAGUCGGAGCGGGUCGCUAGUAACAAAUAAAACAAAUUGAAAUAGGAUUGGUACAUACAUAUUAUAUAUAUAUAUAUAUUUGCGAAAUAAAAAGAAUAUUUAAAAGCAGUUUUGAUUUUUUUUGCUGCCUGAAAAAAUACAAUAAGAAAGAGGUUUUAAUUGUUAGAACAUGUUACUCACUGGUUAUAAAAGUGCCGUGGUGUUAAAAAACAAAUUUUUGCCUGGUAUUUAAAGAAAACAACUUUUUACUACAUUUUAUGAUGCGAACUCUUUCUUCCAGAAGCGGCCCCACAGGAAGUGGACCUGGUCGAGCCCCGACGGUUCGACAAAAAAUGAGAUUGACUUCAUUAUGACGACCAGACGACAACUGUUCAGUGAUGUCUCAGUGAUCGCGAGGGUGAAAACCGGCAGCGAUCACCGAAUGGUUAGAGGCACACUGAACCUAAACGUUAAGUUGGAGAGGUCUCGUCUAAUGAAGUCAACGCUCCGUCCCCCUCGUGCUCUAAUCCAAAGUCCCGAAACCUUUCAGCUCGAGUUACAAAACCGUUUUCAAUGCCUAGAAGACUGCAAUGAAGUGGACGAUUUGAAUGACAAGCUCGUGGAAACUGUCCAUGCGGUCGGAGCUAAGUUCUGCAAGACCCGCCGCAGAAGAACACAAAAACUCUCCGAUCACACUCUUAAUCUCAUGGCUGUUAGACGGGAGAUGAAGCUACAUUCUUCAACAGAUUUGACAGCAUACAGGCAACUGAACAGACAGAUCUCCAAAUGCAUGCGGCGGGACUUACGCAAAUUCAAUACAGCUCGUAUUGAAGAAGCGAUCGAGCGGAACCAAGGCUCCAAAGUCUUUUCCAGAGAUCUGUCUGCCAGAAAGCGCCAACUGUCAAAGCUGAAGACAGAGUGUGGCAUCAUCGUUUCCGGGGCACCUGAGAUUUUGAGUGAGAUUGAGAGGUUCUAUGGGCAGCUGUACGUCAUCGUUGGAGCCGCACUCAAGUGUGAGUAACGAUCCAAGAGCGAGUCUUAUCCGACAUUAUUCCGAUGAUAUCCCGGACGUCAGUCUGAGCGAGAUUAGAAUGGCUCUCCAGCACCUUAAAAACGGCAAGGCCCCAGGCGAGGAUGGAAUUACAGCGGAGCUUCUGAAAGCGGGUGGAAAACCGGUACUUGAAGUCCUUCAGAAGCUCUUUAAUUCCGUCCUCCAUGGUGGCAUUACACCGGAGGCGUGGAGCAGAAGUGCGGUGGUCUUGUUCUUCAAGAAAGGCGACAACGCUCUCUUGAAGAACUACAGACCGAUUUCCCUUCUGAGCCGCGUCUACGUGCUGUUGUCUACGUGCUGUUUUCGAGAGUCAUUACGAAUCGUCUCGCGCGCAGACUUGACGACUUCCAGCCUCCCGAACAAGCCGGUUUCCGAAAAGGAUUGACGAAAACUUAAUUUUUAUGGAUAACAACUGUCAACACUCGCGCCCGCCGAUCUGGCUAUGUGGAAGAAUAUGCUAGAGGUCGGAAUUGGUCGUUUGGUUUUGCACGCUCGAAGUCCCGAACUAAAUCACAUAGAACAAGUCUAGGACGUUGAGACGAAUGCAAGCUGUGGUUUCAGCAAGAGGGAGUCAUACAAUACUAAACUUUUAUUUUUUAUUUUAUUAAAGAAAAAUACAAUCC